Molecule: messenger RNA, 750 nt
Organism: Musca vetustissima
Lineage: Eukaryota; Metazoa; Arthropoda; Insecta; Diptera; Muscidae
Exons: 1
Coding region: 1-750 (249 amino acids)
Source: RefSeq, a predicted model, not a curated record
AUGGCAAUUCUAAGUAAAUAUGAUGGCAUGGAUAUUAGUCAAUUAUCGAAAAGGGAACAGAGGCUAAUAAAUAAACAUAGAAAGAGGGUGAAGCUGUUUGAAAAGAUGCAUCCGAAUGCUCGCGAUGAACUAAUGUCAGAUAAUGGUCACGGCUCGAACAUAAAAUGUGCUGCCACCAUUAAACAGAGAAGGCUCAGUAGUAUUUGUAACAACUCGGAGUUACAAGUUGCUAUUAUCGAUAAAUCAAAUCCCCAUGGAAGAAUUAGCAAUGAAAAAUGGUUCAACCUCGAGGAAAUGCUCAUUAAAGAAAUGAUUUCCAAUAAGUGGUCUGAAAAAGGUAUAUCAUUUGAAGGUGCAAAUUGGUCAAGAGGUAUAAAAAUAAUUAAAUGUGGCAAUAGCCAAUCACUGGAAUUCUUAAAAGCUAACAUUUCUAAAGUUUGCCAAUUUGGACAAUAUAAUCAAAUAGAGAUCAUACCCUAUUCCAAUUUGCCACCACGUAUAUUUGCUAAAAUGUGGAUUCCACCACCGGUACCACCAACUGAUGCCAUUCUCACCUUAAUUGAAAAACAAAACCAAGGUAUUGACACAACAAAUUGGAAAAUACUUAGUUGCAAACCAUCCAAAAAAAGCUUUGGUACUGAUUAUCGUAUGUUUAUUGAUGUCAAUUCCUCGAAAGUUUUACAAGAAUGUCAAGGUCGCAUCAAAUAUGGUUUGAAUUUUAUUAGAAUUAUUGUAGCAAAUAAACUAUAA